CUCCCGAGGCGCUCGCCUGCAUUUCCAUUCAUCUCCCGCAGGAGACAGGAGCCGCGCACGUGCCGGCGAGUCCCUCUCGAGAGCCCAGCAAAGGCGGACGAGCGCGAGGGCGGGAAAAAGCUCGCGGGCGGCCUGGGCGAGCGACGUCUUUCCCGGGAGUCGCUCCGCGCCCCCUCAGGGGACUUUCCCGCCCAGCGUCUCUGGGCUAAGCGCGGCGAGUCUGUGCAGCUCCCGCGCCUUUUUUUUAUGGCGCUAGGACCCAGGCGAGUCUGUCUCUCGUGAGUCAGUUGCCGCAACAGCAGCGGCGGCUCGGUCGGAGUUGAGCGAGAGCGCCGUGGAUGAGGCUGCGGCGCGCGCGCGAAGUGAAUGGCUCGCGUGCGUUGGGAAAGUGGCCACGGAGCGAGGCGCUCGAGGAUCCCGUGCGUGAGCCUGCGCGACGGCGCCUAUAGCGGCGGCAGCAGCAGCAGCGGCGGCAGCAGCAGCUCCUAGGGGGGCCUCUCUCCACCUGCCCGCGGUCGCAGCGCUGAGGUGCAUAGCGUAAUGUCCAUGCUGUGCUACACUCUGAUUAUAGCAUUUCUGAUCGGCAUACGGGCAGCACCAAAAACUGAAGAUAAUGCACCACUGGGGUCUCCUGCAACAUCUGGCAUUUCUGAAAGCAGACGGACUAAAACACACCACAUUAUGAAAACGUCUCAGCACAGAGACCACAGCCAGCCUGUUACUGGGAAGGUAGUGAACAGGAAAUCCGGGCAAGCUGCAAGCAUCAUAGUGGAUCCAAAGCUUUUUCAGAAGAGGAGGUUCCAGUCACCUCGGGUUUUGUUCAGCACUCAGCCUCCACCUUUGUCAAGAGAUGGGCCGAGUGUGGAGUUCCUAGACAGCACAGACUCUACGAACAGGACGAUCCGAGCCAAGCGCGCAGCUCACCCUGUGCACAACCGAGGAGAGUACUCUGUGUGCGACAGUGUUAGUGUGUGGGUUGCCAACAAAACCACAGCGACAGACAUUAAAGGCAAAGAGGUGACUGUGGUGGUGGACGUCAACUAUAACAACUACCCUUACAAACAGUACUUUUUCGAGACCAAGUGCAGAGACCCUAAGCCGGUGUCCAGUGGGUGCAGAGGCAUUGAUGCCAGGCAUUGGAAUUCCUACUGCACCACCACACACACCUUUGUCAAGGCACUGACAAUGGAUGGCAAGCAGGCAGCUUGGCGCUUCAUUCGGAUUGACACUGCCUGCGUAUGCGUAAUCAGUAGGAAAACAGAGAACCUCUGAGAUAGACCAACCCUCCAUCUUAUACCCACCUCCUCCCAGCCCCCUACCUCAGCCUGUAAAUUAUUUUAAGUUAUGAGGACUCUAUGGUAUAUUUAUAGUUUAUACAGUAAAGAAAUGAAUCCUCAUUAUUUAUUAAAAUCUUUUGAAACUGCU
This is a messenger RNA of Podarcis raffonei (Aeolian wall lizard), 1425 nucleotides long. It is a transcript of the gene NGF, whose product is annotated as nerve growth factor. Gene Ontology annotation, molecular function: nerve growth factor receptor binding; growth factor activity. The record is from RefSeq and is a predicted model, not a curated record. Lineage: Eukaryota; Metazoa; Chordata; Lepidosauria; Squamata; Lacertidae. Gene Ontology annotation, biological process: positive regulation of collateral sprouting; nerve development; regulation of neuron differentiation. The coding region runs from base 541 to 1272 and encodes 243 amino acids. The transcript has 2 exons.